AUGACUUCAGCUAGACAACACCGAUAUCUGUUUGGCGGACCCACGCCGUGGUCUGAAGUCGAAUGGACGUCAUCCGAUGAUCGGGUAAGGGGAGGCAAAAGCCAGUCCUAUCUUGACUGUUCAUCCAUCACAACGGCUCUGUUCCAUGGAAAUUUGGACAUCACUGCUCUAGGCGGCGCCGGCUUUGCGUCUCAACGGACAGCGACCACCCAAUCUUGGAACUUGACCGACUACCACGGCCUCUCCAUCCACACUGGCAAGAGCGACGGCAAAAAGUACACAUUGACCCUCAAGGACGAGACCCUGCCAAAGCGACCCGAUGGCAGAGAGCAGAGCACAGUAAGUUGGGAAUAUGACUUUGUCCCUAAUUGCAAUCACGGCGAGCUCUUCGUGCCCUGGGACGACUUCAAGCCGACAUAUCGUGGAAGGCCCAAAGCUGACGCCCCGGCUCUGGACCUGGCUAACGUGCGGCGUAUAAGCCUCAUGAUGCGAAGCUUCUUUGGAAGCCAACACGGCGAGUUCCGACUCGAGAUUGACUGCAUCGCGGCAUCCACCACAUCUAGGAGCCACCAAGCUUCAUCGCUCAUCAGUUCGUCAGGAGACUCCCUAUCUUCUAUGGAUGACCUAAAAGGGGAGAAGGACACCAAACGGCCGGUGAAGUCUUCGUGGUUUGGCUGGAUGUGUGGAUUCUUCAAGUAG
Pseudomassariella vexata is the source of this 699-nucleotide messenger RNA. Its product is annotated as CIA30 family protein. Lineage: Eukaryota; Fungi; Ascomycota; Sordariomycetes; Amphisphaeriales; Pseudomassariaceae. Gene Ontology annotation, biological process: NADH dehydrogenase complex assembly. The record is from RefSeq and is a predicted model, not a curated record. The coding region runs from base 1 to 699 and encodes 232 amino acids. The transcript is spliced from 3 exons.